This is a messenger RNA of Rhineura floridana, 2558 nucleotides long. It is a transcript of the gene VPS26C, whose product is annotated as VPS26 endosomal protein sorting factor C. Gene Ontology annotation, cellular component: endosome. The record is from RefSeq and is a predicted model, not a curated record. The transcript is spliced from 8 exons. The coding region runs from base 368 to 1135 and encodes 255 amino acids. Lineage: Eukaryota; Metazoa; Chordata; Lepidosauria; Squamata; Rhineuridae. Gene Ontology annotation, biological process: intracellular protein transport.
AUCCUUUCGCGACGUCGCUGUAUUAGAAGGAUACGUGAAUAUUGGAGUUGCCCUUUUUUCCGGGGGAGAGGAAGGCUGUAAUUCUGUACCGCUUUUCUUGGGGAUAAAUCCCAUUGGACGUUUAUGGAUUUACUUGAAUCAUGCUUGGGAUCGUGCUGCAGGUGCCGCUUCCUUCAGCCGGGCUUGUUCCCGCAGUGAGCCUUGCUAGGAUUGCAACCUUAUAGUGCCUGGAGGAGGCACCUGCGCUGGAAUGAGUACCCUGAGAGCUUGACUUCGUUCUCCCAAGGCAGCAGAAGAGGAAGUUCUCACUGGAGUGGUGGUCAUAACAAGUAAAGAUUCAGUCCAGCACCAGGGAAUCUCAUUAACAAUGGAAGGAUCUGUAAACCUACAGCUCAGUGCCAAAAGUGUUGGAGUGUUUGAAGCCUUCUACAAUUCUGUUAAGCCUAUCCAGCUUAUUAACAGUACUGUGGAAAUGGUAAAACCUGGAAAACUGCCCAGUGGUAAAACAGAAAUUCCUUUUGAGUUUCCACUGCAAGUGAAGGGGAACAAAGUUCUCUAUGAAACUUACCAUGGAGUUUUUGUCAACAUCCAGUAUACUCUUCGAUGUGACAUGCGGCGCUCUCUCCUGGCCAAGGAUUUGAGUAAGACUUGUGAAUUUAUUGUCCAUUCACCACCUCAGAAAGGUAAAUCAACCCCAAGCCCAGUGGACUUUACUAUUACUCCUGAAACUCUUCAGAAUGUGAAAGAGAGGGCCUUGCUCCCCAAAUUUCUCAUCAGAGGCCAUCUCAAUUCUACAAACUGUAUCAUAACACAGCCACUAACAGGGGAGCUUGUGGUAGUGAACUCAGAUGCCGCAGUUAAGAGCAUUGAACUCCAGCUGGUGCGAGUGGAAACCUGUGGCUGUGCUGAAGGUUAUGCUAGAGAUGCCACUGAGAUUCAGAAUAUUCAGAUUGCUGAUGGAGAUGUCUGCAGGAAUCUUCCUAUUCCAAUCUACAUGGUAUUCCCCCGGCUGUUUACCUGCCCCACCCUGGAAACCACAAACUUCAAAGUUGAAUUUGAAGUUAACAUUGUUAUCCUCUUGCACGAUGAUCAUCUCAUCACUGAAAACUUUCCACUGAAGCUCUGCAGGCUGUGAUUAAUUAGAAUUCUCAGGACUUCCAGUGGGACCAGAAGCUUCCUAUCAGUUGGAAAUCCAGUAGGUUGGCACUGCAUGAACUAAGCAAUGUGAUCACUCCUGUGUGUCUUAAAUCCUAUGGCAGUAAAACAGUAAUUAUUAGAUGGUUUGAGCCUGAAUGGUAUGCUGUAUCUAUAAAAGAGCAUUCACAAGAUCAGUGUCCAAUAAGACCCAGCUGAAAUUCUGCCAUAGCUCUUACUGGAGAGCCAAUCUUAAUCAGAUGUUGGAAGAGCUGCCUCUAGUGAAACUGUAUUGCAGACCAGAUAGCUCUCUAUUUGGACUAUACAUCUGUUUGAUGAUUGUAUGUGUUAGUUCUAACAGUAAGAGGUCCUAGCAAGCAGGGCUUCUGUUUAGCAGUAUAACAUUCCAACCAAAACUAUUUCUCAUCCAUGUCUUAGAAUUUGCUUACUGUGCUACAAGUAAUAAGACUAUGAAUUUUGAAAGAGUUUGCAAGUCGUACUAAAAUAGGUAUUUUAAAUCUAAAUACAAGCAGAGUGGUGGAAAUUGCAUGUACCCAAGUAAUAGACUUGCGAACUAGAAAGAAGCUAAACAUCUUUAAACAAUAGUUUUUAGAAGUUCCUGUUUUCUCUGUUAGCAUUUUAAAGAAAAACUUCAUUUGAAUAUUCCUGACCAUCAACCUUCUGUGAGGGAUAUUUUAGCUUGGGCAGUGGCUAACGUAAGUAGCAUAUAACUUACCAGUAUUGGAGGAUCAGCUGAUAUUAUGCUGCUUUCUUCUGACGAAAUUACUUUUAGUGUGAGAUGAAAUCCACUUGAAUAGGAAAAAAAAGGUGUUUAGUGCAUAGAGGAGAAGGUAGAAUACUAUGCUGCUACCCAUCCUUGAGAGGUGUCUGGUUACAAGCUUAAUAAUUAAAAUUUGAUGCAGAAUCAGCUGCUGACACUUGUAAGGGCAAAUAUGCUUAGACAUGAUCCUAUCUCCUACUCACACACUUCCGAUUGCUGAUAAUAGGUCUGAAUAAUUCAUUUAGAAGGUUCUAAUUAAUGUACACCAAAUAAUUACAACCCAUUGCUGAGUCAUUGGCCACAUACACACCAUACAUUUAAAGCACAUAAAAACACAUCAUCUCCCCCCCCCCAAGAAAUGCUGGCAGCUGUAAUGUAAUGCUACAGUUCCUAGGAUUCUCUGGGGGGGGCAUGCUCUUAAUGUGCUUUAAAUGUAUGGUGUGUACACAGCCAUUAAUCUACUUGCAUAGAGUAACAGGGAGUAUAGAGUUAAUUCUCCAAAAGUGCCUGCUGCACCAUGGUUAAUGUCUUGAUUUCUCCCUCUUAAAAAGAUGCUUAUUGCUAAAAAGCAGAUGAAGUCCGGUCAUAGAUGUAUGUGUUAGAAGGCAAACUAAAGUUCUGUGGCUCAUUCAACACUCAUAAA